AUGCAGGCCACGACGAGGAUGCGCCUGGCAGGUAUAGGUCCGUACACUAAACUCACACUGAAAUGGGCCGGUCCAUUGAUGGUGCAAGACUGUGUUAGUACUGGCUCUGCCCUUGACCUACUCGGAACAACGGCUGACUUAUCUUCUAUUACUCCGCAGAGACAUAAUGGGAGGCUGCGCAAUACCUAUGACGCCUCGGUGGUCCUGAACCAGAUCGACGGCCCAGUCAAUGUCACCUUGGUCCAAGAAGUUACUGCAGGUGCCGAAUACCCUACAGGACAACUCCACUUACAUGGAGUAGUUGUGCGUGGUCAGUCCCAACCAUCAAUGCGCCUGGUAAUUGAACACGAGGAAGCUGUAGGUGCUUACUGGGCAGAUACAUCAAUGGGUCCAAGCCCAGGCCUAAACGUGCUAGGCAGAGGAAUGGUUCUUAGUGACUCGCUGGUCAGUCUGGCCAUCUCUGGACAGAAAUGGAGAGUAGCUGCCGUAAUGCAUAGAGAAUGGGAUAUGCAAGCUGUAGGUCUCGACGGGACACCUGGUUCAGUAGUUGCAGGUCAACUUCUUUUGCUGAGGGGUACUGUGUUGAGCAUGAAUGGAAGUAACGGCAGAUGGGUCGUAAAGGUCGUUGUGAAGAACAUCUCGCCUUUCGGGUCUGAGGCACCUAUCUCUAGCUAA
Molecule: messenger RNA, 675 nt
Organism: Melampsora larici-populina 98AG31
Lineage: Eukaryota; Fungi; Basidiomycota; Pucciniomycetes; Pucciniales; Melampsoraceae
Exons: 2
Coding region: 1-675 (224 amino acids)
Source: RefSeq, a predicted model, not a curated record